Sitophilus oryzae (rice weevil) is the source of this 5393-nucleotide messenger RNA. RefSeq names its product bromodomain-containing protein 3-like. The transcript is spliced from 26 exons. Gene Ontology annotation, biological process: regulation of DNA-templated transcription; chromatin remodeling. NCBI's taxonomy places the organism in Eukaryota, Metazoa, Arthropoda, Insecta, Coleoptera, Curculionidae. The record is from RefSeq and is a predicted model, not a curated record. Bases 426 to 4595 code for a protein of 1389 amino acids. Gene Ontology annotation, cellular component: chromatin; nucleus.
GUCCGGCCGCCAUCACGGCAGUCUUGCCAAGCUUGUAAAGCGAGUCUGUGCGAAGUGGAGUGAGUGUUUUGUGGCUCCGUAUUUUUCGCGAUUCUCAUGUGGAUUUAUCGACAAAAUACGUAGUAGUUCGCAAAUAUCCCCCGGAAAAAAGUGAAAUUAGUGGUGAGCUUCUCUUCAAAGACUAUCAUAAGUGCCCGCCAUGUUGAAAAUCGACCGAGAAAUUUAAUUUCUCCUUUCGUUAAGAAGCGUUUGUUAAAAACUAGAUUAAUUUAUGUUUAAUUGUGUUUUUAUUUUAUCUUGGAACAAGAUACCAUGACAUUUGUUUAAUGUCGUACCCUCCCUAAGCAUGGGAUGUAUGGAACCUUUUUGGACCAGUUCUUGAUAGGCUGAGGCAGUUUACAUUUGCUUAACUGUUAAUGUAAGCAAUGCAACAAGUGGAGGCUACAGUUCAAAAUAACACAAGUGGUAAAAUGAAUGAACAGGCCUCAUCUGGCAACGGUGUAGCUGCUCCACCAGCAUCUGCUGCUACAAUGGCCUCCCGUGAAGUUCGUGAGCCUCCACCAAGGAAUGAGCCAGUGGUUGAACCCGUUAACGGUGUAGUUCAACCACUAGUAAUGCCUCCUCCAGAGAGACCUGGCAGGAUCACCAAUCAAUUGCAGUUUCUGCAAAAGACUGUACUUAAAGCGAUCUGGAAGCAUCAGUUUGUAUGGCCUUUCCAACAGCCUGUAGAUGCCAAGAAACUAAACUUGCCGGACUACCACAAGAUUAUCAAGCAACCAAUGGACUUGGGUACAAUAAAAAAGCGCUUAGAAAACAACUACUAUUGGUCGGGCAAGGAAUGCAUUCAAGAUUUCAACACAAUGUUUACAAAUUGUUAUGUAUAUAAUAAACCAGGCGAGGACGUGGUCGUAAUGGCCCAAACUUUGGAGAAGGUUUUCUUGACGAAAGUGGCUGACAUGCCUAAGGAAGAAUUUGUAGUAGAGACACAAGCCAAAGGUGCAAAAGGUAAAAAAGGUAGAACUAGUACUGGACCUACUGGAGUUACUACCCCAGGUAGAGGAAGACCACCAGCAACUGUGUCAUCCACAGUAUCAAAUCCUGUAGCUACAACAACAGGUUCUAUGGGUAUUCCUUUGGGUACCAGCGCCCCAGUCACAGUUCCGGGCAGUACCGCUACCACCACCAUAGCACAACCCAACAAUGCCCAAGUCACGCCUAUUACUCCUACGGGGCCCUCUUACGCUGCUGCUCAGGCCAUGGACACUCCAGUAUCCGCGCUGGGCGUGGUACCUCCUGCCCAGCCGGCCAAGAGCAAAAAGGGCGUUAAGAGAAAGGCUGAUACUACCACGCCGGCCACAGCUUAUGAUUACCUUCCAUCUGGCGCUGAUUCGAAUUCCUCGUCGUCCGCGAGCAAGAUCUCCAAACGUCGAGAAUCCGGUCGCCAGAUAAAGAAGCCUCUACGUAAUCAGGAGCUGGACGGUUUGGGGCCUUAUGGAGGUUCAGCGGCGGCUGGUGCUGUACCAUCACCAGCAGCUCAGGCCGGGGCGCACGCGCUUAAAAACAAGGAAAAACUCAAUGACACAUUAAAAGCCUGCAAUGAGAUACUGAAAGAACUCUUUUCAAAGAAACAUUGUAGUUAUGCUUGGCCUUUCUACAAACCGGUAGAUGCGGAACUGUUAGGUUUACAUGACUACCACGACAUUAUAAAGAAACCCAUGGAUCUCGGAACAGUGAAGGAAAAGAUGGACAAUCGCGAAUACCGUUCGGCGCAGGAAUUCGCGCAGGACGUGCGGUUAAUCUUUACCAACUGUUACAAGUACAACCCCUCGGAUCAUGACGUGGUCGCCAUGGCCAGGAAACUUCAGGACGUGUUCGAAGUCAAGUUUGCUAAAAUCCCUGAUGAACCUUUGAAUAGGAUAGGUUUGGUGCCGCACGAGUCCAGUUCGUCCGGAUCCAGUUCGGAGAGUUCCAGCGAUACGGAGGACUCCGAGGAGGAGAGGCGGAACAAGCAACUGAAACAGCUCGAAAAAGAAUUGACGGCGAUGCAGGAAAGAAUGAGAAAACUGGUAGAAGAGAGUACGAGGCGUAAAAAAGAGAAGAAAAAGCAAAAACUCAAAGACAAACCCAAGAAAAUGACAGCAGCGGCGCAAGCGGUGUCUGCCAUCCCCAACAGUACGGGUAAAUCAUCGGCGGGAGCAGGCUCGGCCGGAGGCGGCAAGCAAUUGCCCACCGCUCCCGACAGCCUAGCGGAGGACGGCGGUCCCGUCGCCGACGCCAAGAGCGGCAACGAAAGGGGGGCGGCUGCAACGGGGGGCGCGGCUGCAGCCAAGACGCCCAAGACCAAAGGCCCUCGAGGACCCAAACCAGCAGCGGCGGCGCCAUCGGGGGCGGCAGCGGGACCAGCGGCGAAAAGGGCCAAGACAGGUAGAGGGGCUGGAGCAGGAACCGGUCCCGGAAGAAAGAAGGCGCAAGCAGCAAUGCCAGCGCCGGCUUUCGACUCCGAAGAUGAAGACAACGCUAAGCCGAUGUCGUACGACGAGAAACGGCAAUUGUCGCUUGACAUCAACAAACUACCUGGUGACAAAUUAGGUCGGGUGGUGCACAUCAUCCAAUCGAGGGAACCCUCGUUGAGGGACUCGAACCCCGACGAGAUAGAAAUCGACUUCGAGACACUGAAACCGUCCACCUUGCGAGAGCUGGAGAACUACGUCGCCUCGUGUCUGAGAAAAAAGCCACGUAAGCCCUAUUACAAAAAGCUUUCUGGCAAAACAAAAGAAGAACAAAUAGCAGAGAAGAAAAAAGAACUUGAAGACAGACUUUUGGACGUCAAUCACAAAAUAGGACCUAGUAAAAAAGCCCCUAAGAAAGAUGCCAAGGCUGAUCCGACAGGCGCAGGUGCUGGCAGAAUGUCUUCCUCCAGUUCCAGUUCGGACAGCGACAGCUCGUCAUCGUCACUAUCUAGUAGUUCCAGCGAUUCAAGCGACAGCGAAGCAGGUCCUGGUGCGACAACAAGACAGACUAAGAAGAAACCUGGAUUGAAAAAAUCGCCUAAUCUUUCGGUUCACCCUAGCAGUAUUGCAUCGACGACUUUGUCUAUCACCACAACUCUACAAAAAUCGUCGUCCACGACCGCGACGCCUACCGUCGCGCCCAUAACCAUCUCGGCCACGCCCUCAGUCAAUUCCGCCCCUCCCGCACCUCAACAACCACCACCGGUAACGUUACCUGUCAACGGUCCGGUGCUGGCUGCUAAACCGAUUGUGGCCACGGCACCUAUAGCUUCUCCAGCUACUCGCAAACAAUCCACCAGCGACAAACCACCCACGAUACAGUCACCAUCACCCGCGCAACCCCCUGCUGCCCCUGUGGGCGGUACUAUUAAGGGAACGACCGCAACGGCGUUGGCACCUUCGCCGGAUAAACCGAAACCCGAAGUAAUGUCACCUCUGACGACGGGUACCGCACCCUACACCGAUCCCAUAGAACAGAGUCUAGCUAAUUUGGAGCACGAUCUGGUUAAGACGGAGCCGAUGGAGAGUAUAUUGUCGUCGAUGACGACGAUUAGUCAGAGUAAACCACACGUUGGUCCAGUUAUUUCAAAUAUGGCAACGCAUCAUCCCAUAAUACCAGUGAACUCGAUGAUCGGAACCACUGAAAUUAAACCUCCCAUUACCAUCGGCAAUAUGGGUGGAAUGCCUCCGAACCCUUUGACUAGUCAACACCACAAUCUACACAUGGACCAUGAUAUGCAAAGCUUGAUGCAGCAAGUAGGAUUGGGUCACCCUCACCCUCAACAUCCCGCUAUCCACACGCAGAACAACGGUUACAGUAUGAAACACGAAUACGACUCUACAAUGAACACGAACAAUAACGGCAUGACGUCUGUAGGAUUGCCAAUGGAAAUGUCUAUCCCCUCAAUGUUUGACCCACUCCCUCAACAAAUAAACAAUGCACAAAUAAAGAAGGAAGGACUCAAGCAAGAAUCGGGCGACGCGUUUGGAUUAGUCGACAAAAAACCACCACAUACGACUAUUCCCGAUCAGAAGCCCAUCCCAUCGUUCGUUGGUAUGACCGGCUUCAAGGUCAAACCUGACGUUAAGAAUGCCACGUCUUGGAGUAAUCUAGCUAAAGCGGGGUCGCCGCAGAAUAAUGCUACCGGAACUAGUAGACAACAGGUUAUGGAUAGUUUUAAAGCUUUCCAGAACAAAGCGAAAGAGAAAGCCGAUCGUGAAAAGCAGAGGUUGGAAAAUUUGGAGUUGAAGAGACAGCAAAAAGAACAAGCGGAGCGGGAGAGGUUACGGCAAGAAAUGGAAAGGAAGAGGGAGCUUGAAGAACAAGAAGCAUUAGAGAAAGCCAGGAAAGCGGUAGCUGAAAGAGAACAACCCAUUCCUAGUCAAAGGGUGGAAGAGUUGCGAUCCUCGCCUGGAGAGGGCAGCACUUCACCCGGAUCACUCAGUUCCGGUUCAGACCGAAUAUCAGACAGAGAGAGACAGAGGCAACAAGAACAGGAAAGGAGGAGACGAGAAGUGAUGGCAAAUAAAAUAGACAUGAACAUGCAAAGUGAUUUAAUGGCCGCCUUCGAGGGUUCUUUAUAAUGAAAAACAACGCACCUAAAAGCUGUGUGCGUAUAGAGUGUAGAUAUACAUUAAUAUAUUUAAUAGAGUCGUUCGAAAGAGACGUUUUACCGAGAGAGAAAGAAAAAAAGUAUUUAUUUAGUCGCUCAAAAGAGAGUUGUUGGAAUGAUUUAAUAUGCUUCCUUUUUACGUAAGUGAGUGUAAAUCCAAACUAUAGAGAAACUGUUUUCUUUUUUUGUUAACUUUAUAUCAAGUGCUGUCCUGAGUUUUGCAUUAUUAUAGCGAUGUGUAGAAUUUACUUACAUUGUAUAUAAAAUAUUAAAUUUAAUAUAAAACGAUAUGUGUACAUAAAAACUUGGGUUUAGGUUUAAGUUAGCGAAGGAUCGAGUCGAUGUUGUCGGAGAAAAGGAAAUGUGUAGGCUGCUAACUUUUGGGAGUUUUUCUAUGAGAAUUCUCGUUAAAUAAAUUUCGAUAAGUGUGGAUUAUAGAAAUAAAUCAAUAGUACAUGAAACUCUGCUUGAAAGUGACUCAUUUUUUCUUAAUGUGUAGUUUUAAUUAUAAGAAAUUUCCAUGAGCACUAAAAUUUUAAAUACAUCUUGUUAUAAUUGAGAAUUUUUCUUUAUAAUACAGGGGUGGUGCCUGUCAUACGUCUCUCCAAAGAUAACGACAAUUUGUAUUUUGUGUAAAGUUCAAAGAUAUGUGGAAUUUUACAGGGUAUGAAAAUUUUAUAUAAUCAUCGUUUUUUUUUAACGGAGUACACUACAGGGUGGUCCGAAUUGUAUUCCGGAAACUUCAACAGCAUAUUCUGCAGAUAAAAAU